AUGCAAUCCAUCCUGGCCAUUGUGUACUUGCUGUGCUACUUGGUCACGAUGGUUGAAGGACUUAGCCGGUACCAUACUACGCCCCCGAGCGACGUUAUCAUCGUCCAUGAUAGACAAUCCCUCAACGAUCUGGUCAAGGUCAACCCGGAAACAAUUCUUCAUUCCGAGAACGGAGGAUACUACCUCAAGAACAUGGAAGAAGAGGUCGUUGCUAUCACUGCCGACGACUUGUGCGAAGAGCUUGACGCUGCUUUUGCGAGCAUUGAUGCCGGUGUUAUCGGCGAUGACUCUGGACCCGAGGAUCUAGAUUCCGAGUCUCUCGGAGGGGCAAAUAUUACGAAGAGACUCUCUUGUUAUCCCCAUUGUGUGCAUAACUCCUGCAGCCAUCCUCGUUGCUUCAACUCUGCAACUUGUCUGACUUACACAAGUUGUCAUGUGUGCUCCACGAGUAGCCGGAAACUUUGUAUAUAG
Messenger RNA from Penicillium robsamsonii, 471 nucleotides. RefSeq lists its product as uncharacterized. The transcript has a single exon. The record is from RefSeq and is a predicted model, not a curated record. Lineage: Eukaryota; Fungi; Ascomycota; Eurotiomycetes; Eurotiales; Aspergillaceae. The coding region runs from base 1 to 471 and encodes 156 amino acids.